Molecule: messenger RNA, 2084 nt
Organism: Physcomitrium patens
Lineage: Eukaryota; Viridiplantae; Streptophyta; Bryopsida; Funariales; Funariaceae
Product: putative pectate lyase 5
Molecular function (GO): pectate lyase activity
Source: RefSeq, a predicted model, not a curated record
CAGCUGAUUUCGCGUCGCGUGCACGCCGUUAAGAAGCCCUCCUGUAACACCCACAUUACCCAUUCUCGCCAUCUGGCUUUGGUUGGCGCUCAACGUCACAGUUCCACCAUCGUGCCAUUACAUCUCCCGCUUGCGAGAUCGGGGACAUCCUGAGGUCGUGUCAGUACGAGUGGAGGCAUUACUGUUUGCGGGAAUGAUGUGCCCCGCCCGGGUGUAUUGUUCUGCGAGCUGGGGCUUUUUUUUUGUGUCGUGAGAAGCUGAAGUGGGUUGGACGAAUCGGGUUUGGAGGCCUUGUUUGGUUGAGUGUGGACUCUCACCUCUUGCUUGCUGCUUGCUGCGAUGGCGGCCUCGGUGUGGCAACAAUCCAUGGCCUGGGGUGUCGUUGCUUUUCUUUGUCAGUGGGAGUGGCUAGGUUGCGAGGCUGUGAGGACCCUUGCCUCUGGUGGGUCUAUGAAGCUUGAGGAGGCGCAUCUGCCUGGUGCUUUUCACUCCGUUUCUGCUCACGAGACUCUUAGGAGUGCUGCGGACUCAGAGUUUAGGUCCACUUCGAACCGGGGUGAUCUUAGAGGGUGUGGCAAUGGCAACCCUGUCGAUGAUUGCUGGAGGUGCAAUCCAAACUGGACUAAGGACCGACAGCAGCUUGCAGAUUGCGCCCUUGGCUUCGGCAAGAAUGCCAUCGGUGGUAAGAAUGGAAGAGUUUAUGUUGUCACAGAUGACGGCGACGACGACGUUGUAAACCCCAAAGAGGGAACACUUCGCUACGGUGUCAUUCAAGUCGAGCCUCUUUGGAUUGUUUUCAGCCGCAACAUGAAUAUUAAACUCAAGCAGGAGCUUAUCAUGAACAGCUACAAGAGCCUAGAUGGUCGUGGGUACAAUGUCCACAUUGCAGGAGGAGCGUGUCUGACGCUGCAACAUGUCAGUAACAUCAUUAUCCACAAUAUUCACAUUCACGAUUGUAAAGUCACCGGACCUGCUCAUGUAAGGAGCUCUCCAUCCCACUACGGAAGCAGAGGCAAAACUGAUGGGGAUGGCAUCAAUAUUUUCGGCUCACACGACAUCUGGGUAGAUCACUGCUACUUCUCAAACUGCGCUGACGGCCUUGUUGAUGUCAUUCAAGGAUCCACUGAUGUUACCAUCUCUAACAAUUACUUUGAGAACCACGACAAGGUGAUGUUGCUUGGGGCUCACCCGAAAGACUCAAUAGACAAGGGCAUGAGAGUCACUGUCGCCUUUAACCACUUCGGAGCAAAUCUCAUUGAGCGCAUGCCAAGGUGCCGACAGGGUACAUUUCAUAUAGUCAACAACAAUUAUCAAGGAUGGGGAAUGUAUGCUAUUGGAGGAAGUGAAAAUCCUAUCAUAAACAGUGAGGGAAACCGUUUCUUCGCUCCCGAUUCAAAGGUCAAGAAACAGGUCACCAAGCGCAUCGAAGACGGAGGCAACAAGAACGAAGACAGUUGGAACUGGAGAUCCUCAGGUGACAUGUUCCUGAAUGGUGCUUUCUUCACCGAGUCAGGAGAUGAAUCUACAAGUACUCGAUUCUUUGCGAAGGCUACCAGUUUCAGCGCUCGCCCUGCUGCCAUGGUGCAAUCCAUGACCAAUGACGCAGGACCUCUUGCUUUGUGAUCGAGAGCAUAAGCUGGAUGGCUCCAUUAUCUAGCCUAAGAUCACUCUCCACAGGACAGUGGUCUCCGCAAUCUGCCAAAAAGUUGGUCGAACGACUUUUGGCUAGCGAUAAGACGGCGUUUGGUUUCUGUGCAUUUCUGAAGCGUCCCCUGUGUUACUGGUCGAGCGCUGGCCAUGUAUGGUCGACCUAGCCCAUAACCACAGUGUGGUGUAGCUAGUUUGUGUUCUAAUCAAUACGUACCAACCUUCGAAAACGAAACAAAAACGUGUAAGACUAUUCACUUUUAUCUUUCUUUUGAUGAGUGGCUGUGCGAACGUGGCCCACAACUCUUAUGCCAGGGUGCUCUCUCACGAACUGGUGCCAUGUGAUAACUACCUACGGACGUAAAAGCAAAUACGUUCUGAGCUCUGUACCUAGUGAUUUUCAUAAUCGCAGCCUUGAAUUUCUCCAUCAGAACGUA